GAUCUGCACCCUUUGCCCGUUGCGGAUUUGUGUCUGGUAUGGAACGUUCUCUCGGUUUAAACCGCUCCGUUGUAACCACCGCGAUUUGGCUCUUGAUUGUGUUCACAUUUCACAGAGUGGACAGCAGCUGGAGUGACUCCCGGAUUGUUAGACGGGAGCAGCAAGCGGUGGCUAACAUAGUGUUAGUCACUUGUGACUCAUUGGAUGGAAGAUUGACAUUCGGCCCACAGAACCAGACAAUUAAACUUCCCAGCAUUAAUUUCAUGAAAAACAGUGGUGCUGUUUUUCUCAAUGCCUACAGCAACUCUCCAAUCUGCUGUCCUUCUCGAGCAGCCUUGUGGAGUGGCCGGUUUGUUCAUUUAACGGAAUCCUGGAAUAAUUACAAGUGCCUGAACCAUGAUUACCCCACCUGGAUGAAAAUCCUGCAGAAAUACGGUUAUUAUGCAAAGGUAUAUGGAAAAACUGAUUAUACUUCUGGACACCACUCUGUAAGUAACCGUGUAGAAGCCUGGACAAGGGAUGUCAAAUUCUUGCUCAGACAGGAAGGUAGACCAACAACUGUUCUGACUGGUAAUGAAUCAACUGUGAGAGUCAUGGACCAUGAUUGGCAGAAUGUAGAUAAAGCUACUAAAUGGAUUCGACACAAAGCAGCGCAGCUGGAUCAACCAUUUGUUCUGAGCUUGGGUCUGAAUUUACCUCAUCCCUAUCAAACGCCAAGUAUGGGAGAGGCAUGUGGAGGGUCCACAUUUAAAACAUCGCUCUACUGGCUUAAAAAGGUGAAACAUCAUUCAAUUAGGAUUCCAAAAUGGCUUUCUUUCUCUGAAAUGCAUCCUGUAGAUUUUUAUUCCUCAUAUACAAAGAACUGUACUGGCAAUUUCACAAAUCAAGAAAUCCUGGACAUCAGAUCAUUUUACUAUGCAAUGUGUGCCGAGACAGAUUUAAUGCUUGGAGAAAUUUUAACAGCUCUUCAUGACACAGGGCUUGAAAAGAAUACUUAUGUAAUUUUUACUUCUGAUCAUGGUGAACUGGCAAUGGAGCAUCGCCAGUUCUAUAAAAUGAGUAUGUAUGAGGGAAGCUCUCAUGUUCCUUUACUGAUGGUUGGACCAGGUAUCUCAGGAGGACAACACGUUUCAAAUUUGGUAUCUCUUGUGGAUAUUUAUCCGACUCUUCUUGAUAUUGCUGGAAUCCCUAUUCCUGGAAAUAUAAGUGGUUAUUCUCUGUUUCCAUUGUUGAAAGGAUUUGAGGAGGAAGCUUCCAUCAAAAAAUUACGGCCUGACUGGACUUUUAGUGAGUUUCACGGCUGUAAUGUAAAUGCCUCCACCUAUAUGAUUAGAACUGGCCGCUGGAAGUAUAUAGCCUACGCAGAUGGAAUUACUGUGCCCUCCCAGCUGUUUGAUCUAUCAGCUGAUCCAGAUGAAAUGGAAAAUGUGGCUACUAAGUAUUCAGAAAUUACAAGUGUUCUUGACAAAAAACUUCGCACCAUACUAAACUACCCAGAAGUGUCCAAUACUGUUCAUCAAUACAACAAACUUCAAUUUGUCAAAUGGAAAAGAAGUCUAGGAAGGAAUUACACACAUGUUAUUGCCAAUCUCAGAUGGCAUCGGGACUGGCAAAAGGAUCCUGCAACUUAUCAAAAUGCUAUUAAAAAGUGGUUGUAUUCGGCUGCUAGAGCGUAGCCUUGCAUAUAUUGUACUUUCCACCCUUGAACUCUUAAGUACAAUGUUUCCCAAGGUUCCAUUCCUUGGCUGCCUCCUCGUCAACAUACUGCUGCUGCUCAUAGACAUGUGCAAAUGUAAACCAGCAUCCGCAAUAUUCUUUUAAUUCUUUCAUUUGACCUCAGAGUCUCUGUCAAGCCCAGCAUUUGUUGCUCAUCCAUAAUUGUCCUGGAGAAGAUAGUGAUGAGAUGGUUUCUUGAACAGCUACAGUUCAUCUGGUGCAGGUACAUCAUAGUGUUGUUAGGACAGGAGUUCCAGGAUUUUGCCUCAGCAAGAGUGAAGUAGUGGCAAUUGUUCCAAGCUGGAAUGGUGUAGUUUGAAGGGAAAUCUUCGAGGUGGAGAUGUUGCCAUGGAUCUGCUGCCUUUGUAUUAGGUGAUAGAUGUUGAGACUUUGGAAGUUGCCUGAAGGAGGCUUGUUGAUCUGCCCCUGUGUCUCUUCCACAUCAUACACACUGCUGUCAGGGUGCCUUAGUAGUGGAGGAAAUUAAUGUUUUAACAUGGUCGGUAUAGUGCUGAUGGAAUGGGCUGCUUUGUCCUGGAUGGUGUCAAACUGCUAACGUUGUUGACCAAAUUAAGAGACGUAGGUAUUUCUUAAUCAAAUGCCAAUCACAUGCAAAACAUGAAUCAACCAAGUCAAUAAAAUAUUCAACUAAAUAGCCAAAGGAUGAAUAUGAAUAAAAUAAAUCUGUAAUCAAACUGUGUAGGUCAAACUGCUCUGUUGUCUACUGGGUGUUGACAUAUGUGGGUGAUAUUUCAGCUCGAGAUGUAGUGCAGUACAAAACUGUUUGGUUAAUUCCUAGAGCCAGUGGUAUCAAUAUCAUUGCAACAGGUUAUCUGGUCAUUAUGACAUUGCCUGAGUAAAUUUCUAUUUUCAAAUAUGAUGCCUUGUUUGCUACUUUAUAGCAUUGAAUACAUGUCAGAAUUAUUUAAUUGUCACAAGCAAAUUUAAAGAUCUUGAAGUCAUGAGAGGCACUAGGGAAAUAAAAGUUCUUCUUUUAACUGCUUUUGAAAAUGGCUUUGUUGUAUCCAGUUGUCAUCAAUGUUUUCCACACCUGGAAGGAGGUGUCUGAGAAGUGAUCCUUUAAAAUUUAUGUGAAGUGGAUGAAAUGAGAACAGCUGAAAUUGAAUUAGACAAUUGAUUCAAAAUUAAUUUUGGACAAAUAACAAAAUGCUUCUAACAGAGUGAACAUCAUAUGGGAUGAAUUUGUAGAAAUAGCAUAGAGCGAACAAAUCAGUCAUAGCUCCCAGAUAAGCUAUUGAAAGAAAACUCCUUGAAGAUACGUGUAUAGAGGAGUUGGUCAGGCCUCUGGAUUUGUAGUUAUUGUUCCAUUCCAUUUGCUUUGCUCCAUAUUCCAUAAUAUUGCUGUUUUAACAAAAACAGAUUAAUCUGGAAAUUGAAAUUAACUAUUGAUCUAGCAUCACACAUGCCUUUCUGGUAGCUGAUUCCAUGCUUAAAACACAGUUUCUAUGUAGAGGUAUGUCCUAACUUCACUUGUAACUCCUGACACUGCUACCAGCAACAUAGUUUCUCUCUAACUGCUAAAAACAUGAAAACUUCAAUUUGGUCACUCAGAGUCUUCUAAAUUCCAGGGAAUACAACCUUACUUUAUGCCUAUUCUCCCAAUUUUAAAUUAUAAGGAGAGAUUAUACAAACUUGUCAUUUCUAUGGAGCAUUCAAUUAAUGUUUUUUUUAAUGUCUUUAUAUCUGAUUGUAAAUUCUUUAUUCUGGUGGAUCUCCUCCUCACACUAAGAACUUCCCAGCAAAAACUGCUCAUAACUUUUCAUGGGAGAGGUAGAGUAAGUGGUUACGUUACUGGACUACAAAUCCAGAAGUCUGACCAACUCUUCUGUAUGGCUAUCCUCCAGGAGUCCUCUUUCAAUCAUUAAUCUGGGAACAAUGAAUGAUAACAAUGGUAGAAGUGGAGACUUGAUAUCUCCAUUAUCAUGAAGCACACUCAAUAUUAUUUUGGCGAGAGUUUGAUUAAUAUCUGUUUAUGACCAUGAAACACUGUGAUGCAAGAACAAUGUAUUCCAAAAGAAGUUGUUCCUAGGAUUACUUGGGAUUUGUCCUUGGGCCUCAUUGCUAAUGGGAUAUGGUAUUUAAUAAGGUAGUGCAAGGAACUAAAGAGCUCCUUUGUCACUAAGAUUAAGACCAUCCAUUCUGCUUCCACAAUCAUGCUCAUACCCUUCCUCAACAAGUUUUCUUCAUGCCCUCUUCCUUGCAACCGUGGCUUCUCUUGUAUCUACAUUCUUGGUCUCUUGAGUUCACCUUCUCGAUGACCCGCCUCCUUCCUCCUUUUUCCUAGAUAAUUUACUCUGUUAAAUCUGUCAGCAUUAUUUUUCCCUCUCAAAGUAAACCUCAUUAUACCUCUGUCCUUCCAGCCUCUAAAUCUGAAGUCCUUUAACGUGUCACUUCACAAAUCUGCCCAUCUUUGACUUAAUUCCAUAUUUUAAUGAUUCUAAACUGUCACAAAUUGCAUCCUGGGUGACUGGUGGUGGAGGAUUCCUCCUAAUCCUUCUUGAUCUCUGCCACCUGUCUUACACAAUUUGUCAUGAUGUUCUGUUCAAAUAUCUCUGCUCCAUUGGCCAGAAUUCCAGCAUCUAGAUCCAUUCUUAAAUAUCCAAAUGUUGUUAAAGAAUCUCAUGGAGUAACUCUUUCCUCACCGCAAGCAAUCAUUUGUGGAUUCCUCAAAGGAACUUUCCUUAGCCCAGCCCAAUUUCUUAUCUACAUGUUGCCUCACAACUAAUGUUGAAAAGCACAACACAUUUCCACAUGUAUCCUGAGAAUAGUUAACUCAACCUCCAAUACCAGCUCCGUAAUCGUCUGCCCUCCUCCCCUCCCACCUCGACCUCCAGUCCCCAAUAUCUAGCCCCAGAUAAGUUGUCAUUUUCUCCAAUUAAACAUCGCCAAAACCAAAAUCAUUGUCUUUUCCACUUAAAAAAGAUUAUGUAAUGGUUAGAGUUUUGUUAACCUCUGAUGUCCAUGACUCUGAAUUUAUUGAUUUACUGUGGUAUGCAUACAUGGCUAUUUUACAGCAUGACUUUAAUUUAUUAAUAUUGACUUCUAAGAAUUACUGUUUUUAAAUCAUGAUAUUUUGAUACCAUAGUUGUUCUAGUCUAACUUUUGUUUAUUCCAUGCAUCUUUAAUCACUGCUGUGUUUAUCGGAAGUUUUGUUCACUGUUUCAAAAUGUAUUGUCAUCGUUGCUUGCAAUAACAUGAAAUAUUCCUAGGUCUAUUUCCUGUGCAUGAGGCCAUUGAUGAUUAACUAGUAUGUUGUCAAAAUUAACCGGAGAGACAAAUUCCAGCUACAGGGUUUCCUAGUUGGAUGGACGCUUCCACCAGCUCAAGAUUAUGUAUACUUCGGUAAAAUGGCUCUGCACUGUAUUUCCAUCCACAUUGAUCUGUGAAAAAUGUUAAUAUUAGAAGGUGCAACUUGAUUAACACAGCCACAAAAUUUACAGUUUUUAAGAUUUGUAGAGUCAUGGAAGAGUUAGCAGACUUGCUUGCCAAGCUGGUGUGUUUGGUUGCAGACGUUUUGUCACCCUGCUAGGUAACAUUGCCAGUGCACCUCUGGUGAAGUGUUGGUGUU
Stegostoma tigrinum is the source of this 5305-nucleotide messenger RNA. It is a transcript of the gene arsk, whose product is annotated as arylsulfatase family, member K. Gene Ontology annotation, molecular function: sulfuric ester hydrolase activity. NCBI's taxonomy places the organism in Eukaryota, Metazoa, Chordata, Chondrichthyes, Orectolobiformes, Stegostomatidae. The transcript is spliced from 8 exons. The coding region runs from base 39 to 1676 and encodes 545 amino acids. The record is from RefSeq and is a predicted model, not a curated record.